Messenger RNA from Ornithodoros turicata, 1767 nucleotides. RefSeq lists its product as uncharacterized. Lineage: Eukaryota; Metazoa; Arthropoda; Arachnida; Ixodida; Argasidae. The record is from RefSeq and is a predicted model, not a curated record. The transcript is spliced from 2 exons. Bases 1 to 1767 code for a protein of 588 amino acids.
AUGGCAAAACAGUCAACAGCAUCGACAGUUAGCUGUGCACCUUUCGCCGUACGACAGCCGGAAGCAUUCAAUUUUGACAAUGCAGUGGAAUGGGAAAGUUGGAUCCAAGAAUUUGACGAUUAUCGCUACGCCUCGGGACUUAGUGAACGGACGAGCGAAGCACAGGUUCGCACACUUCUCUACACCAUGGGACGCCAGGCAAGAAAGAUUUUCAGUACAUUUCAACUGUCGGAAGCUGACGCCAAGGACUACGAAAAGGUCAAAGAGAAAUUCUACAAGCAUUUCCUCAAAGUAGAAAACGUCGUCUACGAAAGCGCUUGUUUUCAUCGCCGUUCCCAAGAGCCGACGGAAACAGUUGACCAGUACAUGACUUGUCUUCAUACGAUGGCGGACAGAUGCAAGUUCGGCGACUUGAAGGAGAGGAUGAUAAGAAAUAGAUUUAUUUUGGGUCUGAGGGACACCGUCUUAUCCGAAUCUCUUCAGAUGGACUCGGAAGCGACCGCAUCGUCAGCGCUGGCAAAAGCUCGACUAAGAGAAAGCAUUCUGAAGCAGCAGCAGGACCUACACGCAGCGCAAACACAAGAAAGAGAUCUUCAGCAGAUGCAAGACGUCGACAGCGUCCACAAAAGGAAGACUGCACGAGCUUCGCACAGGCGGAAGCAGAGUCAAGACAGCAGCUCCAAAACUGCCUGCAUAUGGUGUGGAGGACCAGCUUAUGCGCGAGUUCUCAUCAAGGGCUUUCCGAUAGAAGCAAAAGUGGACUCUGGCGCCGAAGUAUGUGCAGUACCUGCUUCCUUUCAAGGGAUUCCACAGCAGCUUGGGGUGUCAAGAGAAGUGCUGAAAGGCCCGUCAGGCCAGAUAUUGCUGGUGAUUGGGAAGUUCACGGCCGAGAUAGCCUGGAAAGACAAGAAGUCUGAGCAAUGUGUGUACGUGAUUGACUCUUUGCACGUGCCAUUGUCGGGACUACCAGCACUAGAAGCUUUGGGCAUCGUCAAAUUCGUGGAGUCUAUAACGCCAGACAACGUGGAAAAGAAAUACGCAGAACUAUUUCAUGGCCUUGGGACCGUAGAAGGGGAGCAUACCAUUCGCCUCAAAAACGAUGCGACCCCGUAUGCCCUGUACACAGCAAGCAGGAUACCCAUACCCUUGAGAGCUGCAGUAAGGCGAGAACUAGACAAGAUGGAAAAAAAUGGAGUCAUCCGACCAGUAGAAGGGCCGACUGCUUGGUGUGCCGGGAUUGUUCCGGUUGUAAAGCCAUCGGGAAACGUCAGAAUCUGUGUCGAUCUGACAAAGCUCAACGCUAGUGUUCUACGCGAACGGUAUACGCUCCCAACGGUAGAAGAAACCCUAGGGCAACUCGGAAAUGCAAGUGUAUUUUCCAAGUUGAACGCCAACUCAGGCUUCUACAAGAUUAAGCUGUCGCAAGAAAGUCAGGAGCUGACUACGUUUAUAACUCCCUUUGGGAGGUACCGUUUCACGCGGAUGCGUUUUGGCAUAACGUCGGCUCCGGAAUACUUUCAGAAGAAGAUGGCCGAAGUACUCAGUGGAUUGCCGGGAGUCGUCAACAUGAUGGAUGACAUACUUGUCUACGGCAAGGACGCUGAGGAACAUGACAGAAAUUUGCACAAGGUACUGCAACGAAUCGCAGCAGCGGGAGUGACGCUCAACAAAACAAAAUGCAAGUUCAAGACGAAAGAAAUCUCGUUUCUUGGAUACGUCGUAAACGAAAAGGGCAUCGGCCCGAUCAAAGUAAAGUUGAAGCGAUAA